Messenger RNA from Gryllus bimaculatus (two-spotted cricket), 354 nucleotides. NCBI's taxonomy places the organism in Eukaryota, Metazoa, Arthropoda, Insecta, Orthoptera, Gryllidae. The record is from the annotation of a GenBank genome assembly.
AUGGCGGGAAGGCAGAGCGGAGCACUACGUAGUGAAUCCGGAGCCUUGUCGUCCACUGACAGUCGCCCUCUUCUGUUGCAGAGAUUCGACGCCCUGAGUCGAGCGGAAGCGGCCGGGUUCCUGGCGCGUGCGGUACUCAACGCGCCAUCUACCAGCCUCAAGGCAGACUUGGAAAAGCUCUGCAUCACGUCACCUCCGGGCGAGCGAAUUGCCUUCCGGCAGGAUUCCUCUGGCUGCGCGGAGCAGAGGACUUUCGGCGGCGCGCGGGCCGUGGCGGCCAUCUACGGGGUGCUACGCUUCUACAAGCUGGUGCGCUCCGGCUACUGGAAGCGGCCGGAUGCCUACGAGCUGUGA